Molecule: messenger RNA, 1742 nt
Organism: Nylanderia fulva
Lineage: Eukaryota; Metazoa; Arthropoda; Insecta; Hymenoptera; Formicidae
Source: RefSeq, a predicted model, not a curated record
CUGUAGAUGGCAGUAGCAUCUAUUUUCUUAGAGCUGACAAUGAGUUGUAUGUAUUGCGUGUUUAUCCUCAACAGCUGAUUAUUUAUUUUGGGCAGAGGCAGUAUAAAUAAAGUAAUAAAACGCCAUUAGUGAACAAUCUCGUUGUAACUAAUUUUAUUUAUCGUAAGAAACUUCUGUGAUUGAGAAUUUGAAAGAUUAUGUCAAACUUACAAUUAGGUACAUGUAUAAAGAGUGAACUUUGAGAUUAAGAGAAGAUUUUUUCUUAUCACAAAGAUAUAAAUUACGUAGAAUUAUAAACGAGCAACAUUAACAAGAAGUCAACCAUGUCAGCCUUAUCAGAGAAUAUUACAAUUAAGCAACCCAUAAGACGUCUGGAAAUUCAAAUUAAUAACUUCAACGUUGCUAUUCCACACCAUGUAGAUUUAUUAAAGCGACAUAAGAACAAUAUUAAAAAACAAAUUGUAUUUUUGCAGUAUCAAAAUCAACAAGAUUGGGAACGGAUACGGAAAGAACAUAUAAAUGUUUCUCGUAUUAUUAAGCAGUUGAAGGAGUUAUUAUAUCAAAUGGAAACUCUCAGAGCGCAAGUUCUUGAUAUUGAUAUUGAUAAAUUUGAUAAAUUGACAAUACAUGCACGGUCUAGCAUCAUGCGCGCUAUUGAGGAAUAUUUAGAGAUGGAAUUAAAUGCAUCCACAUUGUCAUCCAGAUCGUCACCCACAUUGUCGCAGAAUGAAAAUCAAGAAACAGAAUAUCCAUUCGAUGAUAAUGAUAUUCAAUUGCAAAUAGAAGAAAAAGAUUUACAACAUCAGCAAACAUGUCUACAAGUCUGGAAUUGUCUGCAAGAGGAAAUACAGCAAUUACAUGAGCUCUUUGCUGAAUUUAAUAAAAUUGUACAUGAUCAGAAAGAAAUGGUAGACAAUAUGGAAGAAAAUAUUGAAGAAACUCAAAUAAAUGUGAAUGAAGGUAAAAGACAUCUAGAGAUAGCCUCUAAAUAUAAAGUCGCUGCGUACCCUAUAGCAGGCGCUAUGUUAGGUACAUGUAUCGGAGGACCAAUAGGUUUAUUAGCUGGAAUGAAAAUUGGUGGUCUUGCUGCUCUAAGCUGUGGGAUUUUAGGUUUUACAGGUGGAUCAUUUUUAAAGAAUAAGCAGAUAGAAUCACAAAAAGAAGUAUGUGCAAAUACAGCCAUUAAUCUCCAAAGUGUGAAGAAAUCUGCCUCUUGUCCUGAUAAUUUUAAAGAAGAUAAAAAACAUUCAUGACAGAAUAUGACUUUGUCAACAUGUGAUGUGAUCAGUUUUAAACAUACAAAAAAAUGUACUGUUAUAUAAUUUUAAAUUACUAAGAGAUAUUUGCACAUUUUUCUAUUUAUAAUAAAUGUUUUUUUAUUUGUACAUACAUUCUGUGUAAUCUUACAAAAUUACAUGGUUUACGAAUUUUUUUGAGAGAAAUCUUUUAACACUUUUACUAUUUAUAAUUUUAUAUAUUUAAAAAAUAUUUAGUCUAUCUAGUAAAUCUUAUUGAAUCUACAAAUUGGAAUUGUAAAUUAGAAUAUGUAUAGUCUAUUUAGCAAUAUGUUAUAAAUUUAUUUAUAUUUAUUUAUAUAUUUAACAAUAUAUAAAUUUAAUAAAUAUAGCCACACAUGGCCAAAAUAAGAUUAAGAAUAAGCACAUAUCUCUUUUAUAAAGCGAUAACUUUUUGUAUGCCUUUCGCGUGCCUUGUAAAUUACUAAAGAUUUACUCUGUAAAAGA